Catharus ustulatus (Swainson's thrush) is the source of this 3152-nucleotide messenger RNA. RefSeq names its product heat shock protein family A (Hsp70) member 4 like (gene HSPA4L). The transcript is spliced from 19 exons. Gene Ontology annotation, cellular component: cytosol; nucleus. The record is from RefSeq and is a predicted model, not a curated record. Gene Ontology annotation, molecular function: ATP-dependent protein folding chaperone; ATP binding. Lineage: Eukaryota; Metazoa; Chordata; Aves; Passeriformes; Turdidae. Gene Ontology annotation, biological process: protein folding. Bases 121 to 2652 code for a protein of 843 amino acids.
UGCGCACGGCGGGGCCGCUGCCGGUUGGUGCCGGCGCUCCGCAGUGGGGGAGCGGCGGGCGCGGAGCCGCGGCCGGUCCCAGCCCCAGUGCCAGCGGCGUGCGGAGCACCGGGCGCAGCCAUGUCUGUGGUGGGCAUCGACCUCGGCUUCCUCAACUGCUACAUCGGCGUGGCGCGGAGCGGCGGCAUCGAGACCAUCGCCAACGAGUACAGCGACCGCUGCACGCCAGCAUGUAUAUCUUUAGGAUCCAAGACCCGAGCCAUUGGGAAUGCAGCAAAGAGCCAGAUCGUCACAAACGUAAAAAAUGCAGUGCAUGGCUUCAAAAAACUGCAUGGAAGAGCAUUUGAAGAUCCUUACAUACAAGCUGAAAGGGCUAAACUUCCCUAUGAACUUCAGAAGAUGCCAAAUGGCUCUGUAGGAGUAAAGGUGAGGUACCUGGAUGAAGAGAGACUGUUUGCAGUGGAACAGAUCACAGGAAUGCUGCUGGCCAAACUGAAGGAGACUUCAGAAAGUGCUUUGAAGAAACCAGUGGCUGACUGUGUGAUUUCAGUCCCUAGUUUCUUCACUGAUGCUGAAAGAAGGUCUGUAAUGGCAGCUGCACAGAUUGCAGGAUUAAAUUGUCUGAAGCUGAUGAAUGAAACUACAGCAGUUGCAUUAGCUUAUGGAAUAUACAAGCAAGAUCUGCCAGCCUUGGAAGAGAAGCCAAGAAAUGUGGUCUUUGUAGAUAUGGGGCAUUCUGCAUAUCAGGUUUCCAUCUGUGCUUUCAACAAGGGAAAACUGAAGGUCUUGGCCACUACCUUUGACCCUUUCGUAGGUGGUAGGAACUUUGAUGAGGCUUUAGUAGAUUACUUCUCUGAAGAAUUCAGGACAAAAUACAAACUGAAUGUAAAAGAGAAUCCCCGAGCGCUGCUGCGAUUGUAUCAGGAAUGUGAAAAGCUCAAGAAGCUGAUGAGUGCGAAUGCAUCUGACCUUCCACUCAAUAUUGAGUGCUUCAUGAAUGACCUGGAUGUCUCCAGUAAGAUGAACAGAGCUCAGUUCGAGCAGUUGUGUGCUGCCCUUCUGGCCAGAGUGGAGCCUCCUCUAAGAGCAGCCAUGGAACAAGCCAAACUUCAGCGUGAAGAUAUCUACAGUAUAGAAAUAGUAGGUGGGGCUACUAGAAUUCCAGCAGUGAAGGAACAGAUCUCUAACUUUUUCUGUAAAGAGAUAAGCACCACACUAAAUGCUGAUGAAGCUGUGGCAAGAGGCUGUGCCUUACAGUGUGCAAUUCUUUCUCCAGCUUUUAAAGUGCGUGAGUUUUCCAUCACAGAUGUUGUUCCUUACUCUAUAACAUUGAGAUGGAAAUCAUCUUAUGAAGAAGGAACAGGGGAAUGUGAAGUCUUCAGUAAAAACCAUGCUGCUCCAUUCUCAAAAGUAAUUACUUUCCACAAGAAAGAGCCUUUUGACUUGGAAGCUUAUUAUACCCAUCCACAUGAAGUGCCUUAUCCUGAUUCCAGAAUAGGGCGUUUCACUAUUCAGAAUGUUGGUCCCCAGCAUGACGGCGACAACUCCAAGGUGAAGGUGAAAGUGCGCGUCAACAUCCACGGGCUGUUCAGCGUGGCCAACGCGUCCAUCAUCGAGAAGCAGAGCAUCGAGGGGGAUCACAACGACACCCCCAUGGACACUGAGUCAGCAAGUAAGAACCAAGGCAGAGAUGAGGAGCUGGAUAAAAUGCAGGUUGAUCAAGAAGAAGGUGUGCAGAAAAGUCAAGCUGAACAACAGAACCAAGCAGAUGAGGAAACUGAAAAUCCUGGAACUGAAACCAAGGCUGCUUCUGGAGAAAAGCAAGAUCAUCCCUCCCAGCCAAAGGCUAAAACAAAAGUUAAGAGUAUUGACCUCCCUAUACAGGCAAGCCUCUAUAGGCAGCUGGGACAAGACCUGAUCAAUUCCUAUAUAGAAAAUGAGGGGAAGAUGAUGAUGCAAGACAAGCUUGAGAAAGAACGAAAUGAUGCUAAGAAUGCUGUUGAAGAAUAUGUGUAUGAGUUCAGAGACAAGCUGUGUGGAGUCUUUGAGAAAUUUAUCACUGAAGAGGAUUCAAACAAGCUGACCUUGAUGUUGGAGGACACAGAAAAUUGGCUUUAUGAAGAUGGAGAGGACCAGCCAAAACAAGUAUACAUGGAUAAGCUUCAGGAAUUAAAGAAAUUUGGACAGCCUAUCCAGGAAAGAUGCAUGGAACAUGAAGAGAGGCCAAAAGUUCUAAAUGAACUGGGAAAGAAGAUUCAGCUCCUUAUGAAAGCAGUAGAAGCGUACAAAAAUAAGGAUGAAAAGUACGACCACCUAGAUCCUGCUGAGAUGGAUAAAGUUGAAAAAUACAUUAAUGAGGCUAUGAAUUGGUUGAACAGCAAAAUGAAUGCUCAGAACAAACUCAGUCUAACUCAGGAUCCAGUUGUCAAAGUGGCAGAAAUACUAGCAAAAUCUAAGGAACUGGAUAGCUUCUGUAAUCCCAUUCUAUCCAAGCCCAAGCCGAAGAUAGAACCUCCCAGUGACGGGCAGUCCAAAGCUAACGGGGAACACAACGGGCCAGUGAACGGACAGAGCGCUGCUGAAACAAAACCCGAACCAGCCAAGGACAACCCUCAGCAGACCAAACCCCCCGGAGACAUGGAAGUGGACUAAACCUUGCAUUUCUUUUACUUCAUUAAAAUAGUGCAAGUAACCACAGGGUCCAUUCUUUUUGUCUGGUACACACCUCAGAUGUUCAGUUAUUCUUAGCCAAACUUCUGUCAUUCGUUGCUGAGUAGUUUUGAAAGUGUUUUAUAUUAAGUACACCUCUGAUGUUCAUUUCCACUGAUGCUGCUUAUGUGGAGCUUUAGCCAAAUGUAGAUUGUAUAAGUCAGUUGAAGCUUUCCCAAUAUAUUUUAUAUCAAACAUACAGAAUUGAUCUAUAAAUGGCAACAAUCUACCUUAUUUAAAGCUUUUAUUGUGGAUAAACCUCAGCUCCUUUAUUCAGGAAAGGAUACUGUAUUGCACUACUGAUGCUCAAGUGUAGAUCUAAUCGCAUCUUUAUUUUGGAAAAAUAUUGGAAUUGAAGUGGCAAAACCUGUCACUUGAAGCACUGACCUUUUCUAGUUAUUGUAUUGUUAUAAUUUAAAUAUUAAAAUAGAGGUUAGUUGGCA